CUAAUCAUCAGUUCUUUGAAUAAGAAAAUCRCACGAACCAACAACAGACGGCAGACCAUAAAAUCAGACAAGGAUGGCUGGUCGACAAAAAAUAUCCAUGGUGAUAUUGAUGAUAUUCAUAGUAAUCGUCCAUCUUUCAGAAAGUUGCUCUCAAAAAGAAUUUCAAUGUACAUCAUCAAAAUGCAUCCCUCUUGUUCUCAAGUGUAAUGGCGACGAUGACUGUGGCGAUUCAAGUGAUGAGAUCAAUUGCACGAAUCGGAAGAAAUGUGAUGAAGGUGAAUUUGAGUGUCUCGAGGGUAUAUGCAUACCAUUGUCGCUGGUAUGCAAUGGAAAAAUGGAAUGUCCACGAGGAUUGGAUGAAAUGAAAUGUGGUACGUCACCAACUGCACCUCCCAUGUCACCAACAAAGAUCAAAGGAGUAUUUCGAACAGCUAAUGGAGCUAGCGUCAUUUCUUUUCCAAUAUUUGAAAGUUCUCCUGCAUUCCGUGUCUACCUUAGAUUCACAGCACUUGAAUGCAUCGGCCAUCUUUUGGAAAUCACAAGUCAGACAACAGAUGAGUUCUUUCUGGUUUCUCUCACUAAUGAUGGCAAUGUUGAUCUUUUCUUCAAGACGUCUCUUGGACCAGGGUUAAUAACUAUACCAGCUCCCCGUGGUUAUAGUUUUUGUAAUGGUAAGAUGUAUCUACUGACAAUCAAGCGAAACUUGGGUAAAAUCGUGUACAGAGUAAACAGGGGAAAAACAGUCAGCACAAAGAACAUGUUUUUAACAGCUCCGUUUACAAGGAUGAAUAAAAUCAAUGUAGGUUUUGGUUUGGAAGGUUGUAUAUCUGGCAUUGAUAUGUUGUACUAUGGCAAUGCAAGAUCACACUCGGUGGGCGUGUCAAAAGGUUGUAUUUUCACAGAUAAAACAACGACACCAACUCGUCCUCCUAAGCUCCAAAUGUCACUCAAAACGAUUAUUACCACUAGCACGCGUAACAGAAUCAGAAAAUCAGAACUUCASUUUACYCCYUUGUCGUCACGUGCUCCUACAACACKUCCGACCRUUACACAACCUGUCACRCAGCAAGAMACRCAAGYAAUUAAAGAAAGCACUGAAACAAACCAUCCAAUCACGCAUGCUACUGAGGUGACGGAGRCKGCAGGAUAUGAAGAURAAAAAUUAACAACUACUUUGGUAAAGACGACGACAAACUUGAAACGAGGUACCMCAACCAAGAAACAGCCAUCUACUCUGUCCGCAACACCCAUAYCGUCAGUAACGUCAUGUCGACCGCUUCCACAAGUUUGUGCAGGCUCUGGACUCAAACAAAAGACAUUUCUAAGUGGUUCUAGCAAGUCUUUAGCUGGUAAACACSAAAUUCAUCGUUUUCUUCCAUUCAUMCGAGCAAAUUGUUCCGCAUUUCUGAGGACUUUCCUUUGCGCUUUUUACUACCCCACUUGUUCUGCGUCCACUGCAAYUCAGCCAUGCCGCGAGUUUUGUUUGAAGACUAAGYAUGAUUGCUCGUCGUUGAUGAAUGCUUUUGAGUUCGAAUGGCCAAAGUCUUUAAACUGUGACUUUCUUCCGAGCAAAACUGAAGAAAAUUGUUUCAUGCCACAAACCCAUAUACCGGAGCUCAACAUCACAAAAGAUUGUGGGGGAAUACUUAGACGUUCGAAAGGACUUAUAACAUCGCCAAAUUACCCUCUUCCUUACCCUCCUGAUAUCACUUGUCAAUGGGCUAUCGUUCUGCCAGGAAUCUAUCGUGUUAUMAAUCUUCUUAUUGAAGAUGCAUCGUUGGAGUCGGACAAACACUGCGGGUAUGAUUAUAUUCUAUUUAAAGAUGGUUUGUCCAAUCAAGUAGGAGAAAAAAUGUGUGGUUUUCUUGAAUAUCCUCGUCUCGUUACAGUUAAAGGGAAUAUUGCGGUGAUUGUCUUUAGAUCUGAUUCAGCUUUAAAUAAGAAAGGGAUACUUAUCAAGUACGAAGCUCAUUUUCACAAUAAAUUCAAAAAAAUACUUUUUUAA
Exaiptasia diaphana is the source of this 2005-nucleotide messenger RNA. RefSeq lists its product as uncharacterized. The record is from RefSeq and is a predicted model, not a curated record. The transcript has 10 exons. NCBI's taxonomy places the organism in Eukaryota, Metazoa, Cnidaria, Anthozoa, Actiniaria, Aiptasiidae. Bases 74 to 2005 code for a protein of 643 amino acids. Gene Ontology annotation, molecular function: protein binding.